AUGAGUGCCGCGCAUGCCCCCACUGCUCCCGUCCACCCCGGCAGCUUCGUGGCUGACGGUGGUGGCGACGGCGACGACAACGGCGACGAUCCGUCCCGCGAUAAGCCCCUCAAGCCUGCCCACACAGUCGACGCGGAGCCCAUCUUCUCCGGGGACGAUGACGAGGAGGAACAGGCGGCGGACGACGACGCCGGUGCCCCUAGUCCUGGGGGGCGGCCGAAGCAGGCCGAGCCGUCCGGGUUGCAGCAGUGCAAUGUCUGCAACAAGGCCUUCGGUUCAGUGAAAGCCUUGCAUGGGCACAUGCGGAGUCACCCCUUGAGGAAGUGGCGUGGGAUCCUCCCGCCGUCCAUGCGCCCGGGGGCGGAGCAGGAGGUGGCGGACUCCUUGCUCCUGUUGUCGGGGCAAGAGGAGGCGCCGCGGAAGAGGAGGUUCGUCUGCAGCGGGUGCAACCGGGCUCGUAUAUGA
Messenger RNA from Musa acuminata AAA Group (dessert banana), 465 nucleotides. RefSeq names its product zinc finger protein ZAT2-like. The transcript has a single exon. NCBI's taxonomy places the organism in Eukaryota, Viridiplantae, Streptophyta, Magnoliopsida, Zingiberales, Musaceae. The coding region runs from base 1 to 465 and encodes 154 amino acids. The record is from RefSeq and is a predicted model, not a curated record.